AUGAACUUGGUGAUGGGAAUUGGCAAGGGUUCUUCACCAGGUACCACCCCUAAUUUAGUAAACAGGAAUACCAGGGCACAAGUCCCAGACCACCUAGCAGGAAUCACUCCAGAAGUACAUCAGAACCAGGAAAGUGAUGACUUUUAUCCUAUAGAGACAUUGAAAACAGAGGAUUUGCUCCAAAAUUUCACACAGCUACUACUUCUACAAAAAUCUUGCCCAAGAGGCUGGAAGACUUUGGAAAAGAAAAGUUGCCAUCAAUAUGUAGCAGAAGAGAAAGGACAUCUGAUUGAGAUCCAAGACAUAUUUCAUCCAAGCCCAGAUAUGCAGGAAGAGCCUCAACUAGUCAUAUUAGAGGGGGCUGCUGGGAUUGGGAAGUCAACACUGGCCAGGCAGGUGAGGAGAGCAUGGGAGGAAGGCCAGCUCUACAGGAAUCGCUUCCAGCAUGUCUUCUACUUCAGCUGCAGAGAGCUGGCCCAGUACAAGCAGCUGAGUCUGGCUGAGCUCAUAGCAAAAGACCAGACUGUGCCUGUAGCUCCCAUCAGGAAGAUUCUGUCUCAGCCCAAGAAGCUGCUCUUUAUCCUGGAUGGCAUAGAUGAGCCAGCAUGGGUCUUGGAGGAGCAGAAUACUGAGGUCUGUCUGCACUGGAGCCAGCCACAGCCUGUGCACAGACUGCUGGGCAGUUUGCUGGGGAAAUCUAUACUUCCUGGGGCUUCCUUGCUGCUCACAGCUCGGACCACAGAUCUACAGAAGUUCAUUCCUUCCUUGUGGCAGCCACGUUGGGUGGAAGUCCUGGGUUUCUCUGAGUCUGGAUGGAAGGAAUAUUUCAACAAAUAUUUUUCAAAGAAAAGAAAAGCAAUGGAAGCUUUGAGAUUGAUUGACUUAAACCCAAUGCUCUCAACACUGUGUCUGGUGCCCUGGGUAUCCUGGCUGGUCUGCACUUGCCUGAAGCAGCAGAUGGAGCAGGGAAGAGACCUCUCACUGACCUCACAGACAACCACAGCCCUCUGCCUGAAAUACCUUUCCCAAACACUUCCAGAUCAUGCCCUGGGAACCCAUCUCAGAGGUCUCUGCUCACUGGCUGCUGAGGGGAUCUGCAAAAGAAGGACUCUGUUCAGUGAGAGAGAUCUCUGGGAGCAAGGGUUAUCUAACGAUGUUAUUGCCCUUUUCCUGAAGAUGGGUGUCCUUCAAAACCAGCCCAGCUCUUUGAGCUACAGUUUUGCCCACUUGUGUCUCCAGGAGUUCUUUGCAGCGAUGUCCUGCAUCUUGGGGAAUAAUGAGGAGAAAUGUGGUGAUACGAAAAUCUACAGAAUUGUGGAAACAGUGAUAGAAGUGUAUGGAAGGCAAGACCUGUUUGAGGCACCCACCAUAUGCUUCCUGUUUGGCCUUUUGAGUGAACAAGGUGUGAAUGAAAUGGAGAAGAUCUUCACCACCCACUUGUCUCUGAACACCCUAUGGGAAAUUCUGGAUAAAGCCAGGGCAUUGCCCCAGCACCAGCAUCUCUAUUCUCUGGGGUUGUUUCAUUGUUUGUAUGAGAUUCAGAAAGAAGAGCUCCUAACACAGGUGAUGCACAAUCUUCAAAAAGAAAAGGCGUGUGACCCAACAGAUAUGACACACCCAGUGUUCCAGACAAAUGUGAAGCACCUGGUGGUCCAGACAGACUUGGAGCUCAUGGUGGUCACUUUCUGCAUUAAGUACUGCCACCAUGUGAAGAGGCUUCAGCUGAAUGGGGGUGAACAGCACGGACAAACACUGACGGCCCCCAGGAUGGUACUGUCCAGGUGGACCCCAAUCACUAAUGCCAGUUGGCAGGUUCUCUUCUCCACUCUUGAGUUCACAGAAAGCCUGGAGGAGCUGGACCUAAGUGGAAAUCCACUGAGUAACUCUGAAGUACAGAGUCUUUGUAGGACCCUGAGACAUCAUGGCUGCCAACUAAAGAUAUUGUGGCUGGUCAGCUGUGGCAUCACAUACAGCUGCUGCUGGGACCUGGCCUCUGUCCUCUGCACCAGCGGCAGCUUGACUGAGCUAGACCUGCAGCUGAAUGACCUGGGCGAUCGUGGUGUGAGGCUGCUGUGUGAGGGCCUCAGGAAUCCUGCCUGCAAACUCAGAAUCCUGCGGCUAGACCAGGCCUCUCUGAGUGAGCAGGUGAUGGCGGAGCUGAGGGCUCUGACGGAAAAGAAUCCCAAGCUUCUCAUCCAGAGCACAUGGAAACCACGUGAGACUGUCUCUACUCUGGGUCUGGAUAAAGGAGAAAUGAGUGCUGGCCCAUCCUCAUGCAAGCGGCAGAGACUACAGUCGGGUGACAAGCUCACAGAGUCUCUUGGGACUGAAGAUGGCUUCUGGGGCAGCACAGGACCUGUGGCUACUGAGGUGGUUGACAGAGAAAGAAACCUGUACAGAGUUCAGUUCCCCAUGGCUGGCUCCUAUCACUGGCCCAGCACUGGUCUUCGCUUUGUGGUGACAAGAGCAGUGACUAUAGAGAUAAAAUUCUGUGCCUGGAGCCAAUUCCUGGGCAAGACUUCCCUGGAACAGAGUCACAUGGUGGCUGGGCCUCUGUUUGACAUCAAGGCUGAGCAGGGAGCUGUGGCUGCUGUGUACCUCCCUCAUUUUGUGGAUCUCCAAGGAAUUCAGGAGGACACCUCAAAGUUCCAAGUGGCCCACUUUAUGAAGGACGGGGUAGUCUUGGAGAAGCCAGCCAAAGUGGAGCCACAUUGCACAGUUCUGAAAAACCCCAGCUUCUCGACUAUAGGAGUGAUGCUGAAAAGAAUCCCUGCCACCUGGCGAUUCCUAUCCAUCACCUCCAUCACGUUGCUCUACCAUCAACCUCAUGCUGAGGAACUGAAACUCCACCUUUACCUGAUCCCCAAUGACUGCACUAUUCGGAAGGCCAUAGAUGAUGAAGAAAUGAAGUUCCAGUUUGUGCGAAUACACAAGCCUCCCCCCGUGGGCUCCCUUUAUGUGGGCUCUCGAUAUACCGUGUCUGGUUCAGGGACUAUGGAAAUUAUACCCAAGGAACUUGAACUGUGCUACCGGAGCUCCGCGGAAGCCCAGCUCUUCUCAGAAAUCUAUGUUGGCCACUUACAAUCAGGGAUCCGGUUGGAAAUAAAAAACAAGAAUGCUGACACUGUAGUUUGGGAAACCUUGUUGAAACCAGGAGACCUUAGACCUGCAUCCACUCCAGUCACUCCAGCCCCUACAGUUGCCUGGCCCUCCCUGCACUUUGUGGACCAGCAUCGGGAGCAGCUGGUGGCCCGAGUGACAUCAGUGGACCCUGUCUUGGACAAACUGCAUGGUCAAGUGCUGAGUGAAGAGCAGUAUGAGAUGGUUCGUGCUGAGGCCACCAAUUCAGACAAGAUGCGGAGGCUGUUCAGCUACAGUCGGUCCUGGGACAAGGCCAGAAAAAGUCAACUCUACCAAGCCCUGAAGGAGACCCACUCUUACCUGAUCCUAGAACUCUGGGAGAUGUGGGGCAGGGCCCUUGGGGAAUGGGUAUCCUGAAAUCUGGGCAGCUGAAACCUGAGUCCUGAAUCAUGCCUCUGCCUGAUCUUUCUUUUGGCCUCAUUUCCACCGUCUAUGAUCCCCCUUGGCUUGGUCUUGGUUCUGUAAAACUUGCCUGCUGCAGGUGGCAUUCUCAGAGAUGUCCCUCUUGGACAGCUUGCCUGUGAAAGCCAAGGGGCAAUUGGGUAACUAUGAGGCAUCCUUGGCAGUGGACAUUUUUGUUGUUGUUGUUGCU
Molecule: messenger RNA, 3733 nt
Organism: Peromyscus californicus insignis
Lineage: Eukaryota; Metazoa; Chordata; Mammalia; Rodentia; Cricetidae
Product: NACHT, LRR and PYD domains-containing protein 1a-like
Exons: 13
Coding region: 1-3498 (1165 amino acids)
Biological process (GO): inflammatory response; innate immune response; regulation of apoptotic process
Cellular component (GO): canonical inflammasome complex
Molecular function (GO): protein binding
Source: RefSeq, a predicted model, not a curated record